CACCGCCGCACGCAGCAUAGCAUCGGCGUUUGUUUAGCUCCUCCAGCCGACGAUCAGCUCAUUGGCAGAAGAAGUCGAUCCGGCUUCCCUGUCGGCACUGUUGUUACCCUGGGACUGAGGUGUGACCUGCUAGCAUCAGUCGAAUACAUGUGGAUGUAGUGAAGAUAUCAGCCGCACUUGAGACUUGGUGCGAGCAAACUGGGUCGCUUUCUAGCUCGUGGAGUCGUGGUGGACGCGGAAACCUCUCACUUCCAGCGAAGAAAAGAGCGGGCCAGCGAUCAGUGUCGACCACAGGCACAAGGUCCGUGUGCGGAGACUUCUUCGAUUUCGAGCUGGCAACAAGAAGGGGGCAUCACUACCUCCUCCAGUCAGAUUGGCAGCAGUAGCAGCCGCCACACAGUGCCAAGGAUAGCCUACCGGGCUGCAGUACUGACUCGCAACAAUGGCCGCACUCAGUACCCUCCAUCUAGCCUUGCUACUAUCCGUGUCUCUUGUGCAGGCGUCGCAGGCACUGUCCCAGCUCUCGGCCACCUACCUGCGCGCCUACGAGUACUUCCUGGUUGAUCACACCAGGGGCCGACAGUGCCAGUCAUUUGUGAGAAGCGAAGCCGAGAACUACUGCCGGGGCUUCGGCUACAACAUGACAAUGAUGCCCAACCUGCUCAACCACCAGAACCAGUCGGAUGCCCUGAGGCAGAUGAAAGGUCUGGAUUCGCUGGUGCAAGCGAACUGCAGUUGGGAACUACCCUUCCUGCUGUGCUCGCUCUACUUCCCGAUCUGUGCCGAGGUGCCACCCCAAUCCGCAUUGCCCAGUACACAACAUGAGUCUGAGAAUAGACCACGCCAGGAGGAGGUGCAUAUGACCACACCGUGUCGCUCACUGUGCAAUCGAGUCAAGGAUCAGUGCAUGCCGGUGCUGAGUCGCUUCCACUACCCCUGGCCCGAAGAUCUCAACUGCUCCCUGCUCCAGGAGCAGCCCACGGCUAUUGGCCCUAAUGGCGAGACGAUCAUUUGCUUUCCACAGCCGCCCAACACCUUCCAGCCAACCUUCGAGAGAGAAGUGGGAUGCUCGCGACAGACAUGUGCAUCACCGGCUAUAAAGAAGAAGCUGUUCAAGAAGUCCCAGUACCAUUUUGCCAUUCAAGCCCGCCUGAUCGACUCCGGGUUGACGAACGGUCGUAAGCAUCUCCACGUCCACAUCACCCAAGUCCUGUCCAAGUGCAAGCAGAAUGUCAUUCCGCGCAGCAUCGCGCGCCAGCUGCGCCCUGGCGAGGAUGCCCUGCUGACGACGAACGCGAGAAACCUGUGUGACUGCCCGCAGCUGAACAAACAGAACGAGUACAUUCUCACUGGCUGGGUCACGCAAGACACGCUCACGGUUCACAACGUGCGAUCCGUGAUCCGCCCCACCAACAACAAACUGCGUAAAAAGGUGAAGAAAUGGGCACGAAGGAACUGUGCCGCCUAAACCUAGGGCACAAUACGAGUUCAUAGAGAUCGCAGGUGCCUUUAAAAACUCGAAUUGAAGCUCCGCUGAUCGCCUCACAUAGCAUCCACGGGAAUUGUGUCAGAUGAAUGUGAAUGAUUUGGAGAUACGCGGCCCCUGCGUAGAGAAUCUCUAAUCAGAACGUUGUACACCAUGUUUGCUUAAUGGCCGUGAAUGCAGGAGUGAAGUAGAAAUGCAACUUUGACGUGUACGGCUAAUCAUCUGUCUUUUUUAUUCAACUUUUCCCUCGGCUUUCCUUUUUCGCCUGCUUCCUUUCUUUUUUCCAUCUCAGUCCCUCAUAUUCUUAGUUGAGUUGCGGCAAGCCACAUGCCUAUCACUUUUUCUAUAUCCACAAAACGCCUUGGAACUCCAUGCUAUAUUCUCUCUAUAACGACACUGAUGAGUGAGGCCAAGACAGGCCGCAGCGCACGCAUGCGCACACACGCACGCGCGAGCGCGCAAGACAUUGACCUAAUGUACAAAGAUAAUUGACUAAGUAAAGGUAUGACAUGACAUUGUGAAUUGUGCAGGCAAAACCUCGAAAUACAAAUGUUCCAACUGUA
This is a messenger RNA of Sycon ciliatum, 2049 nucleotides long. Its product is annotated as secreted frizzled-related protein 3-like. Gene Ontology annotation, biological process: non-canonical Wnt signaling pathway; canonical Wnt signaling pathway. Gene Ontology annotation, cellular component: plasma membrane. The coding region runs from base 443 to 1468 and encodes 341 amino acids. Gene Ontology annotation, molecular function: Wnt receptor activity; Wnt-protein binding. NCBI's taxonomy places the organism in Eukaryota, Metazoa, Porifera, Calcarea, Leucosolenida, Sycettidae. The transcript has 4 exons. The record is from RefSeq and is a predicted model, not a curated record.